GGCGUGUUUCCACUGAAACGGUGUGCGCGCUCCCGCAGCAACAGGGAAGAUGGCAGCGCUCACAUCUCUCACUCAGUUAGCAAGUGGGAACCCUGUGUACGAGAACUACUACAGACAGGUGGACCCAGGGAACACGGGGAGAGUGGGCCCCACUGAAGCAGCCCUCUUCCUGAAGAAGUCCGGACUUCCCGACAUCACCCUGGGGAAGAUUUGGGACCUGGCAGAUCCGGAUGGGAAGGGAUUCUUGGAUAAACAGGGAUUCUACGUGGCACUGCGGCUGGUGGCGUGCGCGCAGAACGGUCAGGAAGUCUGCCUGUCCAGCCUGGGCCUGACCAUACCGCCGCCCAAAUUUAUGGACACUAGCAGCCCAUCUCUUAGCACAGCUUCAUCCACCAGUGAAUCCCAUUGGGCUGUCAGGCCGGAAGAAAAAGGGAAGUUUGAUGGGAUUUUUGAAAGUCUGGCACCAGUGAAUGGACUCCUAUCUGGUGAGAAAGUCAAACCAGUGCUAAUAAACUCCAAACUACCUCUGGAUGUUUUAGGAAGGGUGUGGGACCUCAGCGACAUAGAUAAAGAUGGACACUUGGACAAAGAUGAAUUUGCUGUGGCCAUGCACCUGGUCUACCGCGCCCUGGAGAAGGAGCCCGUCCCCUCUGUCCUCCCCUCCUCCCUCAUCCCCCCCUCCAAGAGGAAGAAGUCCGUGGGGGUCCUGCCCGGGGCGGUCCCUGUGCUCCCUGCCAGCCCCCCGCCCCCCAAGGACAGCCUGCGCUCCACCCCGUCCCACGGCAGCAUGAACUCCCUGAACAGCGCCGGGAGCCUGUCCCCAAAACACACGCUCAAAUCCUCACAGCAGUCAGUGAACUGGGUGGUCCCAGUGGGAGACAGGGGGCGGUACGAUGACAUCUUCCUGAAGACUGACGCUGACCUGGAUGGCUUCGUCAGCGGACUGGAAGUGAAGGAUAUCUUUAUGCACUCAGGACUUCCGCAGAACCUGCUGGCUCAUAUAUGGGCUCUGGCUGACACCAGGCAGAUGGGGAAGCUGACUCGGGAGCAGUUCUCUCUGGCCAUGUACCUGAUCCAGCAGAAGGUCAGCAAAGGAGUGGACCCCCCCCAAGCCCUGACCCCCGAAAUGAUCCCGCCAUCGGAGCGAAGCACCCCUGUCCCUAGCCUGUCAGGGUAUAUGACUCCAGUAGGAUCUGAAAUGGCUGCUCUAACUGAAAUGCGCCGUGACAGCACCAGCUCUGUGGGCUCUGGGGAAUUCACUGGAAUCAAAGAACUGGACGACAUCAGCCAGGAGAUCGCUCAGCUGCAGAGGGAGAAAUACACGCUGGAGCAGGACAUCCGGGAAAAGGAGGAGGCGAUCAGGCACAAGUCCACCGAGGUUCAGGAGCUGCAGAACGACCUGGACCGGGAGACCAGCAGCCUGCAGGAGCUGGAGGCCCAGAAGCAGGACGCCCAGGACCGACUGGAGGAGAUGGACCAGCAGAAGGCCAAGCUGGAGGACAUGCUCAACGAGGUCCGGCAGAAGUGCCAGGAGGAGUCCCACAUGAUCGCCACGCUGCAGAGCCAGAUCCACUCGCAGGAGUCGGACUUGCAGGGCCAGGAGGAGGAGCUGGUGCGGGCCAAGGCCGACCUGAACCGGCUGCAGCAGGAGGAGUCCCAGCUGGAGCAGAGCAUCCAGGCCGGCAAGGUCCAGCUGGAGAACAUUAUCAAGUCCCUCAAGGCCACCCAGGACGAGAUCAACCAGGCCCGCAGCAAGCUGUCCCAGAUCCAGGACAACCAGCAGGAGGUGAGCCAGAGCAUCGAGCAGUACAACAGCACGCUGAACGGCACCCACGGCGGCAGCAUGACCAACCUGGCCGACAUGAGCGAGGGCUUCCCCGACAAGGAGAACGGCGGCUUCAGCAGCAUGGAGGACCCGUUCAAGGCGAAGACCCCCGUGUUUAACAACACCCCCCAGGACCUGCACACAGACCCCUUCCACUCUGAAGACCCCUUCAAAACAGACCCUUUUAAAGGUGACCCUUUCCAGAACGAUCCUUUCUCGAAGCAGCCACCUGCCCCCGCAGACCCUUUUGGGGGCGACCCUUUCAAAGAGGCCGACCCGUUCAGGACGACGUCGUCCUCCGAAGACUUCUUCAAGAAGACGGGCAAGGCCGACCCCUUCACGUCCCCGGACCUCUUCAAUAAAAGUGCCACGCUCCCCUCCAAGCCCAGCCACUAUAGCGGCAGUCCGAGCCACUUCAGCGGAAGCCCCAGCCAGUUCAGCGGAAGCCCCAGCCAGUUCAGCGGGAGCCCCAGCCACUUUAGCGGAAGCCCCAGCCAGUUCACCGGUAGUGAACCCUUCACCUCCACCAGCCCGAAGCCCAAAGGCCCAGAUCUCUUCGGAACACUGGACCCAUUCGGAAGCGGCUCCUUUGGCAGCAACAGUGGAUUCGCAGAUUUCAGCCAAAUGUCAAAGGGCUUCCCCGAGGACAUCUUCAACCGAAAGCAGCAGGACACGCCGGCCCUGCCCCCGAAGAAGAGCGUCCCGCCCCGACCCAAACCCCCCAGUGGUAAGAGCACUCCGGUGAACCUGGCCGGGCUGGAGGACUCGGCCAAGCCCGGCGACCCUUUCCAGCCCUUUGGCACGGAGGCGGGGGACCCCUUCCAGAGCAAGAAGGGCUUCGGAGACCCCUUCAGUGGCAAAGACCCGUUCGCCCCUUCCUCCUCAAGUAAAGCCUCUAAAGAAUCUUCCUUGGGUUUUGCAGACUUCAGCUCUGAACAGCAAACGUUAAGUUUGGCAAUGAGGCGCAGCAGUUAGAGUGGGCGAAGAGGGAGAGCGAGCGGGCGGAGCGUGAGCGUCUGAAGAGGCUCCGGCAGCAGGAGCAGGAGGACCUGGAGCUGGCCAUCGCCCUGAGCAAGGCCGAGAUGUCCAACGCGUGACCGGCCCCAGCGCCCCCUCCCUCCCCUCCCCUCCCUUCCGGCCGGACUGUCCAUGCGUAUCCAUUUUCUCACCGAACCCCACUCGCCUGUGACUGACCCCCUGCCCCCUUUUAUUUUACUUGAUGUAUAGGAGAGCGAGAGGAGUCUGUGGUUCGUCAAUGAUGUUAUUAACUGUACAUGCACUGUAUAAACUGUACUAUAGUGGCUGACUGAUGUAUUAUUUAAUUACUUUGUGUGUCUGAGACCGGUGGAGGAAGCUUCUAGAGAGGUAGUAUGUCAGGUGGAUGACGCUUCUCCGCCAUGCCGAGGUGCAAAAUGGAGAGAAAAAAAAGAAGAGAAAUCUUUGUACGCUUUGCUUGUUCGGGGCUGUUGUCGAGCAGACGAAGAACCGUUUCUGGUGGAAGGUUCUGGAAAGUUGUGUGUGAUGCGAAGAUCAUGUGAUUUCCCCACACAGAUUCUCGGUACUCCGGUAUGUCUUAACGAACAAAAAAAGAAACGGACCUGGGCAAACGGAAAGGAUUUUUCAGAGCAUUCUAACGUUUUAAAGCUAAACACUGUUUUACUUUAUUUUAGCUUGAGAAUCGUAUAUUCUUUUUAGAAAGUAUCAUUUUUUUAAUACAGAGGAAAAAAAAAAAGUUUACAUUUUUAUAUAUAUAUUUUCCAUGUAAAGUUGGUGGUCCCAGUCUGGCAGGCUAACGUACAUACGACGAGAUCUACAAGCACAAGCUGCAGACUCUUAUGGUUUUGAAUGCGUCCCUCAGAUGUUGUUUCACAGACCGCGUCAUGACAUUGCUCGUAAUAAUCACGUUAAGUAGCUGCUUUUGAAUAUGGGUUCUAAACCGUUACCGACUGCACUGUACACGCGUUUCCCGUAAACCUUAAUUUGGUUUGAAGUUAGCCGAUUCAUUGAAGAGGGUUUUUUUCUUUUUUUCUUUUCUUUUUUUUUUUAAAUAACCCACACGCAAUUUAAUUUUGCUUGGCCAGCUCGAUUUGUGCGUUACUUGAAGUUGCAGCGAACGGGUACUGCUUCACACAUUGAGAGCUGUGGUUUCCUUUAGUAUAAUGAGUUAGCCUGAGUUGAAACUUUUGAUUUUGAUGUAAUGGUAGCAAUGGCGAAGGUGAUUUCCUUUAAAACAUUGAAGAGUGAAAUUUUAGAUGUUUGCCCCAGUGUUCGGCCUCAUGGCUUUUUCCAGGUAUACCUCUCCCGAUUGUGGCCGGGUAGUAUGUGAACCCUGAAAAUAUAUCUUUGACCAUUGUGUAUCCACCCAUGCAGUUUACAUGCUGUUCACUUAAGAAAAGAGAAUUACUGCAGCUUUCCUGAGCCACGUGUGAUCUAGUGAAAUUGUAGAUUUAAAAAAAGUUAAAAAAAGAAAAUGUUUUAACACCUGGGUUUGGGGAAGGGGUCUUAUUUUUUUCUCUAAUAUAUGAAUAGCACAGUAUCAUCUGGUGUGCUGCUUGGUGUAAUGGUAGCCCACAACCUGUUACCGCUGUUUUUGGUUACAUAUCUGGGUUUAAUUUUAAUUUUUUUUAUUUGCUAAAAGUGAAAGAUGAUAAAUGAUUUGUGCAGGUACCCCCUAUGCCCCCUUUGGCUUUUGUACAUAGCUGCAUUUGUCUGUGGUCUGCUCCUCUCAUGUGGCCUAUAUUUUCUCUGCUUGUGGUGUUUUAAUCACAAGAGGACGCCUACUGUACCUAAUGCCCCGCACCCUGCUGUGCCCUCAGUCCACUGACUGCCCUCUGCCAUUCGGCGUUCCCCACGGGUCAGUUCAGGGAGCGUACGCUCAGAUCUCACUGUUAUAUCCCCGUUUCCUCCCCUUAGGCUUUCGGAACAACGGAGAGACAGUUUAGGUUUCGGUUGUUGCAACACCCCACCCCUCCCCUCCCCCCUCUCUCUCUCUCUGCACCCUCAUAACAAACUGUUACAAGUUUCCUGCAGAUAUGACUUUCCUCUUUCGUUUUUGGUACUUCCAUUGUGCAAUAGCUUCUUUUAAGGUAUUUCGCGUUGAAGGACAGCUGCAGGACUUAAUGUAGUUGCGUUUUUUAAAAAUAAUUUUUCCAGUUUCAACCACCUCCCCCUCUUAAUUUUUUAAUUACUUUGACGUAUAUGGAGAUGUUUAUUUCUCCCAAACGCACAAUGUGUAUCCUUGUUACAUUGUCCUGCGCUUUAUUCUGGGUUUUGGCUGCAGGUGAAAUCUGACGCUUAGUGCAUUCCUUCCUCUCUCACCCUCCCUGGGCUUCCCAUGUAGUCGAGAACAAAUGGCAAAUGAACGUGUCAUACCGCAAUGCAUAAGGUGUAUACAAACUGUGUAUAUUUUACGUGUUAUAUUUGUCCUUAUAAAAAGUGAGAAAUAAAAAAAACAAAAACAAAUGUGUAACUUAACUUUUCAAAUGAUUAUAAUAAUUAAAAAGCUUGGAUUUCUUUAGAAUUUUAAUCCUCUGUACAUGGUUAUUGUUUAAUAUAAUAAAAGCAAGGUGACAUUU
This is a messenger RNA of Conger conger (European conger), 5400 nucleotides long. It is a transcript of the gene eps15l1a, whose product is annotated as epidermal growth factor receptor pathway substrate 15-like 1a. The transcript is spliced from 26 exons. The record is from RefSeq and is a predicted model, not a curated record. Gene Ontology annotation, biological process: endocytosis; endosomal transport. The coding region runs from base 50 to 2800 and encodes 916 amino acids. Gene Ontology annotation, cellular component: clathrin coat of coated pit; cytoplasm; plasma membrane. Gene Ontology annotation, molecular function: cadherin binding; calcium ion binding. NCBI's taxonomy places the organism in Eukaryota, Metazoa, Chordata, Actinopteri, Anguilliformes, Congridae.